AUUCUUGUAAGAGAACAUUCUCUGUCUAUCUCUCUUUCUCUCUCUCUAUCUCUCUAUCUCUCUUGAACUCGAACUUAGAAUGGAGGUUGGGAAGAGGCAAAACAGAAAGCUGAUCAAAAUCGAUGCUCAUGGUGGACAUGGCGGAACUUUUUGGGACGACGGUGCCUUCACGGGAAUCCGAGAGAUAACUCUGGUGUAUGACCACUGCAUAGACUCGAUCCGCAUCGAAUAUGAUCUGAACGGCAAGCCUGUGCUCGCAGAAAAGCACGGGGGUGCUGGUGGGCAGCUUAUAGCUCAUGUGAAACUUCAAUACCCAGAUGAAUUCCUAACGAUGGUCAGCGGGUACCUGAGCCCAGUGGUGCGUGGGGGCACUCCGGUGGUCAGGUGUCUCACCUUCAAGAGCAACAAGAGGAGCUGGGGACCCUAUGGAGUAGAGCAAGGCACUCCUUUCUCCUUCUCCAUGGAUGGUGGUGCCAUCGUCGGCUUCCAUGGCCGCAGCGGCUGGUACCUCGACUCGAUCGGCUUCCGCCUCGCACCUCUGCACAACCGCGGCGGCCUGCAGGACAUGUUCAGGCAGAAACUCAGGAGCUUUGGGGCCUUGGCUUCUAGAACUCUAGGCUACAAUGAUGUUGAAGAGGGAAACCCAGUUAGGACUGCCAAAGUGAGCGGCUAAAGCAAGUGCUUUCUAGAUAUACAUAUAUAGAGGAUGGCUUAGUAGUGAAAGUGAAUGAAGCUCCUUUACAGACUGCAGCAGCUAGGUUGGUGUCAGCAGUGAGUGCCUCAUGACUAGUAUGUGUAUGCAUGUUGAAUGAAAUAAUACCACAUUUUGCUUUUAUAGAAAUUGCUCCUUAUAAGUUGAAUUUCGAAGA
This is a messenger RNA of Nymphaea colorata (pocket water lily), 869 nucleotides long. RefSeq names its product jacalin-related lectin 19-like. The transcript is spliced from 3 exons. The record is from RefSeq and is a predicted model, not a curated record. Gene Ontology annotation, molecular function: carbohydrate binding. Lineage: Eukaryota; Viridiplantae; Streptophyta; Magnoliopsida; Nymphaeales; Nymphaeaceae. Bases 80 to 673 code for a protein of 197 amino acids.